Phyllopteryx taeniolatus (common seadragon) is the source of this 7389-nucleotide messenger RNA. Its product is annotated as unconventional myosin-VIIa-like. Lineage: Eukaryota; Metazoa; Chordata; Actinopteri; Syngnathiformes; Syngnathidae. Gene Ontology annotation, molecular function: cytoskeletal motor activity; ATP binding; protein binding. The coding region runs from base 366 to 6956 and encodes 2196 amino acids. The record is from RefSeq and is a predicted model, not a curated record. Gene Ontology annotation, cellular component: cytoskeleton; myosin complex. The transcript is spliced from 50 exons.
CCAAGAAUGAGACUCAGCGAGAGUCUGGAGGACUCCUUCGCUGGCCCUGCACCACAAAACCCCUCAAAGACCCCCUUGUCGGACCCAGUACGGAUCUCCAAAGAGGAUUUAACGCAAGGUCUUGAAAGGUAGAAACCAUCCAACUUCAUCCACUAUCUUCUCAACUGCAACGUUUCUCGUGGAUACACUGGAGACCACCAGGAGAGACAAUAAGGGGGGGGGGGGUCUUCAUUUUGAGAGAGGUGCUUAUGGAAGACAAUGGGAGGUCUUAAACCCGCUCGGACGACAGUGAAACCCGCUCACGCUUCCUGCCAUGGUCCAGUCAUGUGACGCCUGAUGUCCUGGAGUCAAGCCAACGCUGAACCAUGGUCAUUCUGCAGCAGGGCGACUAUGUGUGGUUGGACCUCAAAACGGGCCGCGAGUUUGACGUUCCUGUGGGGGCGGUAGUCAAACUGUGUGACUCUGGCGAGAUCCAAGUCCUGGACGAUGAAGGCCGGGAACACUGGAUCUCCCCUCAGAACGCCACCCACAUCAAGCCCAUGCACCCCACCUCCAUCCAGGGGGUGGAGGACAUGAUCCGAUUGGGUGACCUCAACGAAGCGGGCAUCCUGCGCAACCUGCUGAUCCGUUACAACGAACGCGUCAUCUAUACAUACACCGGUUCAAUUCUAGUGGCCGUCAAUCCCUACCAGCUGCUGCCCAUCUACACUCCCGACCAGAUCCGCUUGUACACCAACAAGAAGAUAGGCGAGAUGCCACCGCACAUCUUCGCCAUCGCUGACAACUGCUACUUCAACAUGCAGCGCAACAACAAGGACCAGUGCUGCAUCAUCAGCGGUGAGUCCGGAGCCGGGAAGACCGAGAGCACCAAGCUGAUUCUUCAGUUCCUGGCGGCCAUCAGCGGUCAGCACUCCUGGAUCGAGCAGCAGGUCCUGGAGGCCACACCCAUCCUCGAAGCCUUCGGCAACGCCAAGACCAUCCGCAACGACAACUCCAGCCGCUUUGGGAAGUACAUCGACAUCCACUUCAACAAGCGAGGGGCCAUCGAAGGAGCCAAGAUAGAACAGUACCUGCUGGAGAAGUCCCGUGUGUGUCGGCAGGCACCAGAUGAGAGGAACUACCAUAUUUUCUACUGCAUGUUGAAGGGCAUGCUCCCAGAGAUGAAGGCCAAGCUGGGCCUGGGUCUGGCUACAGACUACUGCUACCUCACCAUGGGUCACUGCAGCGAGUGCGACGGUCGCGACGAUCUGACCGACUACUCCAGCAUCUUGGGGGCCAUGAAGGUGCUCAUGUUCACCGAGACGGAGACCUGGGAGAUCUCCAAGCUGCUGGCCGCCAUCUUGCACAUGGGGAACCUGAGAUUUGAGGCUCGUACAUAUGACAACUUAGAUGCCUGCGUUGUCGUCAGAUCACCUGACCUGGUCACCGCUGCUUCCCUCAUGGAGGUGGAGCCCAAGGAUGUCAUGGUGUGUCUGACCACUCGAACUCUGAUCACACGCGGCGAAAGUGUAGCCACACCUCUCAGUGUGGAACAAGGCCUGGAUGUUCGCGACGCCUUCGUUAAGGGUAUUUACGGCAGAUUGUUUGUGUGGAUCGUGGACAAGAUCAACGCUGCCAUAUACAGACCGCCGUCCUGCGAUGACAGUAACAUCAUGCGUCGGUCCAUCGGCUUGUUGGACAUCUUUGGAUUCGAGAACUUCAUCGUUAACAGUUUUGAGCAGCUGUGCAUCAACUUCGCCAACGAGAACCUGCAGCAGUUCUUCGUGCGGCACGUCUUCAAGCUGGAGCAGGAAGAGUACAACUUGGAGGACAUCAGCUGGCAGCACAUCGAAUUCACCGACAACCAGGACGCACUGGACAUGAUCGCCAACAAACCCAUGAACAUUAUCUCCCUCAUUGACGAGGAGAGCAAGUUCCCCAAGGGAACUGAUGCCACCAUGUUGUACAAGCUCAACUCACAGCACAAACUCAACUCCAACUACAUCCCGCCGAAAAACAGCUACGCGAGCCAAUUUGGUAUCCAACACUUUGCUGGUGUGGUGCACUACGAGACCAGAGGCUUCCUGGAAAAAAACCGUGACAGCCUCCACACGGACAUCAUCCAGCUCGUCCACUCAUCUAAGAACAAGUUCAUCAAGCAGAUCUUCCAGGCAGACGUGGCCAUGUUUCUCUGUGGCUAUCAGCAGCCCAGCACGCCUGCUCCCAAGGGUGUGGAGACCAGGAAGCGCUCGCCGACGCUGAGUAGCCAGUUCAAGCGUUCGCUGGAGAUGCUGAUGCGCACGCUCAGCGUAUGUCAGCCCUUCUUCGUCCGCUGCAUCAAACCCAAUGAGCUCAAGAAACCCAUGCUGUUCGACAGAGAGCUGUGCAUCCGUCAGCUGCGCUACUCUGGUAUGAUGGAGACCAUCCGGAUCAGACGGGCCGGCUAUCCCAUCCGAUAUUCCUUCGGCGAGUUUGUGGAUCGUUAUCGAGUCCUCUUGCCCGGCGUCAAACCUGCCCACGUACAAGAGAACCUGCGAGGAACUUGCCAGCAGAUAGUCCUGGCCAGACUGGGAAGACACGGAGACUGGCAGAUCGGAAAAACCAAGAUUUUCCUCAAGGAUCACCACGACAUGCAGCUGGAGAUUGAGCGGGACAAGGGCAUCACCGACAAGGUCAUCCUCAUCCAGAAGGCGGUGCGUGGACUUAAGCAGAGGACCACCUUCCUCCGACUGAGGAGUGCUGUAACCGUCCUCCAGAAGCUUUGGCGAGGUUAUCGCUGCAGGAAGAACUACAAAAUUAUGCGGCGUGGGUUCCUGCGGCUGCAGGCCGUCUACCGGGCCAGGAAGUACUACACGAGGUACCGCGCCACUCGCCGCCGCUUGGUCCUCAUCCAGGCCCGCUGCAGAGGGUUCCUCGUCCGCCAGACGUUCUGGCGGCGUCUCCACGCCGUGUUGACGAUCCAGGCCUACACGAGGGGCAUGAUAGCCAGACGCCUCGGCCAGAGGCUCAGGGCCGAGCUGCUGCAUCGCCUGGACGCCGAGCGCCAGCGUCUGGCCGAGGAGGAGCGGCUCUGCAACCAGAUGACGGCGAGGCGCGCCAAGGCCGAGGCGGACCGGAAGCACCAGGAACGCCUGGUCCAGCUGGCCCAGCAGCAGAAGGAGCGCGAGCGCGAGGAGCGGGAGGAAGCGCGCAGGAAGAAGGAGUUGCUGGAGCAGAUGGAAAGGGAGCGCGAGCAGCCGGUGGACCACUCGGACAUGGUGGACCGCAUGUUCGGGUUCCUGGGGAACCCCGGACCGCUGCCUAACCAGGACGGACAAGCCCCCGCUGGCUUUGAGGACUUGGUGAACAUGCCCCGUGGUGAGGAGGCCGAGGUGGAGGUGGUGAAUGAGGCUCUGCCGUUACCAGAUGAGGAAGAUGAGGAUCUGUCCGAGUACAAGUUCUCAAAGUUCGCAGCCACAUACUUCCAAGGCGUCUCCACCUACACAUACAUCAAACGACCGCUGAAGCAGCCAUUGCUCUUUCACGAGGAUGAAGGAGACCAGCUGGCCGCGUUAGCCGUGUGGAUCACCGUGCUGCGGUUCAUGGGCGACCUGCCUGAGCCCAAAUGUCAACUGGUCCUAAAUGACGGCAGUGAAAAGAUCCCCGUCAUGACCAAGAUCUACGAAACCCUCGGCAAGAGGACCUACAAGAGGGAGCUGCAGGAGUUGCAGUUGGACGCAGAGAACAGCUCCAUCGAAAGUCAGAAGAGGAACAGUGUUCGACAUAAGCUUGUGUCUCUCACCCUGAAGAGGAAGUCCAAGAUCACUGAAGAGGUGACCAGGCGGUUGACUGAGGGGGACUACGGCCUCCAGGGGAACAGCAUGCUGGAGGACCGACCUACCUCCAACCUGGAGAAACUUCACUUCAUCAUCGGAAACGGCAUCCUCAGGCCUGCCCUCAGGGAUGAGAUCUACUGUCAAAUCUGCAAGCAGCUCUCUCAGAAUCCGUCCAAGAGCAGCCAUGCCCGUGGAUGGAUCCUCCUGUCACUCUGUGUCGGCUGCUUUGCACCCUCAGAGAAGUUUGUCAAGUAUUUGCGGACAUUCCUGGUCAACGGCCCUCCCGGUUAUGCGCCAUAUUGCGAGGAAAGACUGCGGAGGACAUUCGUCAACCGCACACGAACGCAGCCCCCGUCUUGGUUGGAGUUACAGGCUACAAAAUCAAAGAAGCCCAUCAUGCUGCCAGUAACGUUUAUGGAUGGAACCACCAAGACUCUCCUGGCGGACUCUGCCACCACCGCCAGUGAGCUUUGCAACGCUCUGGCAGACAAGAUCAACCUCACAGAUCGCUUCGGUUUCUCGUUGUACAUCGCUCUCUUUGACAAGGUGUCAUCAUUGGGCAGCAGCAGCGACCAUGUUAUGGACGCCGUCUCCCAGUGUGAGCAGUAUGCCAAGGAACAGGGCGCCCAGGAGCGCAACGCUCCAUGGAGGCUGUUUUUCAGGAAGGAGAUCUUCACUCCGUGGCACGACCCCGCCAACGACUACGUGGCCACAAAUCUGAUUUAUCAGCAGAUCGUGCGAGGGGUGAAGUUUGGAGAGUACCGCUGCGAGAGGGAGGAAGACCUAGCUGAGCUGGCCUCUCAGCAGUAUUAUGUGGAUUACGGCAUAGAAAUCCUGCAUGAUCGCCUCCUUAGCCUCAUCCCCUCCUACAUCCCCGACAGAGAGAUUACCUCCGCCAAGACUGCAGAGAAAUGGGCUCAGCUCAUCGUCACCGCCCACAAGAAGGGACUGUACAGUAAGAGGAGGCCCAACACACAGAAAGUGAAGGAGGAUGUGGUGUCUUUUGCUCGACUUAAGUGGCCUUUGCUGUUCUCACGCUUCUAUGAGGCCUUCAAAUUCUCAGGGCCAAGUCUGCCCAAGAAUGACGUUAUUGUGGCAGUAAACUGGACCGGCGUUUAUUUUGUCGAUGAGCAGGAACAGGUCCUUCUGGAGCUUUCUUUUCCAGAAAUCAUUGCUGUCUCCAGUAGCAGAGGAGGAAAACUCCAAGGCCAGAGUUUUACGUUGGCCACCAUCAAAGGAGACGAGUACACAUUCACAUCCAAUAACGCAGAGGACAUCAGAGAUCUAGUGGUCGCAUUCUUGGAAGGUCUGAGAAAGCGGUCCAAGUUUGUGGUCGGACUGCUGGACUGUCCCAACCCUGCAGGUGCAGAGUCCACAUUCCUGAGUUUCUCCAAAGGGGAUCUAAUCAUACUGGAUGAACACGACGGAGAGCAAGUGAUGAACUCCGGCUGGGCUCACGGGAUCAAUGACAGGACCAAACAGCGAGGAGACUUCCCGGCCGACUGUGUUUAUGUUCUGCCCACUGUCACCAGACCGCAAUACGACAUUGUGGCGCUGGUGACGAUGACUCCAGAUCAGCGGCGGGAAUCUGUGACGUUGUCCCAGUUGAGCCUUGCCGACAGCGAGGAUAAAAGCAAAGCCUACACGCUGGAGGAGUUCUCCUACGAUUACUUUAGGCCUCCUCCAAAGAGCACUCUGAGCAGGGUGAUGAUCUCCAAAACUCGAGGGAAGGAGCGUCUGUGGAGCUGCAGCCGCGAGCCUCUCAAGCAGCCUCUCUUGAAGAAGGUCUUAGCCCACGAGGAGCUUUCCCAGGAAGCCUGCCAGGUGUUCAUGGCUAUGAUGAAGUACAUGGGUGACUACCCGUCCAAACGAGCGCGUUCUGUCAACGAGCUCACCGAUCAGAUCUUCGAGGGAGCGCUGAAGGCUGAGCCGCUCAAAGACGAGAUCUUUUGUCAGAUUGUCAAACAGCUCACGGACAACCACAUCAAGUACAGUGAGGAGAAGGGAUGGGAGCUGUUGUGGCUAUGUACAGGCUUGUUUCCUCCUAGUAACAUCCUGUUGCCUCACAUCCAGAAGUUCCUCCAGGCCAAGAAGCACUACCCUCUGGCUCCGGAUUGCAUGCAACGGCUACAGAAAGCCUUACGUAGAAACGGGUCAAGGAAAUACCCUCCUCACCUGGUGGAGGUGGAAGCCAUCCAGCACAAAACCACCCAGAUCUUCCACAAAGUUUAUUUCCCAGAUGACUCGGACGAGGUGUUCGAAGUGGAGUCGAGCACCAAAGCUAAAGACUUCUGCCACAACAUUUCAGGACGUUUGAUGCUCAAAUCGUCUGAGGGGUUCAGCCUUUUUGUCAAGAUCACAGACAAGGUCAUCAGCGUGCCAGACGGCGACUUCUUCUUUGACUUUGUGCGCCACCUUACCGAUUGGAUCAAGAAAGCCAGACCCGUGAAAGAUGGUGUGUUGCCUUCACUGACCUACCAGGUGUUCUUCAUGAAAAAGCUGUGGACCACCACCAUGCCUGGGAAAGACUCAAUGGCUGACUCAAUCUUUCACUACUACCAAGAGCUGCCGAAGUACCUGCGAGGCUAUCACAAGUGUUCCAAAGAGGAAGUGCACCAGCUGGCGGCGCUCAUCUACCGGGUGAAAUUUGAGGACGACAAGUCUCACUUCCAGAACAUGCCCAAGAUUCUCAAGGACCUCGUCCCUCAGGACCAGAGCCGACAUCUGUCCGCCGACGACUGGAAGAGGUCGAUCAUGUCGGUGUUCAACAAACAAUCUGGAAAGACGAGAGAAGAAGCCAAACUGUCCUUCCUCAAAAUCAUCUACAAGUGGGCCACUUUUGGUUCGGCCUUCUUCGAGGUCAAGCAAACCACCGAUCCAAAUUACCCAGAAACCCUCCUGAUUGCCAUAAACAAACAUGGAGUCAGUCUGAUUGACCCAAAGUCGAAGGACAUCCUGACUACGCACCCCUUCACCAAGAUCUCCAACUGGAGCAGCGGUAACACCUAUUUCCACAUCACCAUCGGCAACCUGGUGCGUGGCAGCAAGCUGCUGUGUGAAACCUCGCUAGGCUACAAAAUGGAUGACCUGCUGACAUCGUACAUCAGCCAGAUGCUAACCACCAUGACCAAACAGCGAAGCUCUCGAUGUAGCAACAAGUGAACGACCAGCGACGCCAUCUUGGCCAUUAACACUCACUAUUUGCCUUCCAAUUAGCUUUUUUUAUGUUAGUUUCUCACCCGUAGGUGGUGUGCGUAGUUGACUAUUUCAUGGUUCAAUGUUAUUUAUGUACAUCACAUCUUUUUCAGACUCAAUUCACCGUUAAGAUCAAUUUAGAUUUUAGCCCAGUUACUCGUAAGCUGUUGUUUUAGGAAGCUAGCUAGCUUAUCCAUUUAAGAGGUAAGUAGCUUUUCUUAUUUAAAUCAAAAUUUCUCGAUAAGUAAGCAAACAAUGUGUCGAAUGUGUUCACCUCCAUUCAAGAUAUAAUAUAUAAUAUUUUGUUUUUUUUCUAAUUGUACAAAGCAUUAGUGUUUUAAACAUCCCCCAACACUCGACAACAUCUGCUGUAGACAUCAAUAAAUGACAUCGGAACACA